GACCGACAGCGAGAUAAGCCAAUAGGCACGAGGGGCGGCCGGCAGACCGGCCAAUCGCUGUGCGACAGACGGGCCGUGGGCGGGGGCGCGGGACGGCCGGAAUGUGGCGGGCGUUGGUGGGAGGCUGCCGGCUGCUGCGGUCCCUCUCCGCCGCGCCCGUGGUCGGGGGGGCGGCUGCGAGGGGCGCGGGGGGCGGCGGAGCGGCAGCCGAGGCGGCGGAGCGGCGGCAGGAGGCAGACACUUCUCUUCCAAAAUUCAGCAUUGACUUUGUUGUAAAUCUGCUGAGGCAAGAGAAUGCAAAGGACAUCUGUGUCAUCCAAGUACCUCCAGAAGUAAAAUACUGCAAUUAUUUUAUAGUUGUGAGUGGAUCUUCAACACGGCAUCUCCAUGCAAUGGCACAUUACAUGCUGAAGAUGUACAAGCAUCAGAAAAAAGAAAGUGAUCCUCACACUCGGAUUGAAGGGAAAGAGACAGAUGACUGGCUGUGCAUUGAUUUUGGAAGCAUGGUGAUACACUUCAUGCUGCCAGAGACACGAGAGACUUAUGAACUGGAGAAGCUGUGGACUCUAGGUUCCUAUGAUGACCAGUUAGCACAGAUGACUCCACAGUUACUGCCAGAAGACUUUAUACUAGGACUGACUUCUGAAGAGCAGUGAUCAACUUGUGACAAGAACUUAAUGUAGCUGCUGAGGUGCCUGACUAGAAGGAGACAUGAGACACUGGAGGCACAGCGACUUGGGCAUCACAACAAGUGAUCAGCAUAAACCAGUGUAUCAAAAGAGCUACCGGACUGUCAUAAAGGGGCAGUAUCAUAGGGGACCUUCCUGAAAGAAGGUGUCUCAAUGGAGUUCGCAGUGAGAACAGUAGGAAAGGACAACCAUUUAAGCUACUUACCCCCAAAACUCAGGCACAGCCUCUGCAAUGGCUGUUUUUCUAGCAUCUUUGAAAGGCCUGCUAGUGGUGGCAGUGUAUGCUGAAGUGCAUGCACCUUUCCUGCAAAAUGGCUUGAGUGCUGUAAGGUAAAACUACAUUAAGUAGUAAAGUUUAAAUGAGGCUUGUUGUGUGAAGUCAGUUGCUUUUGGUUGAGGCGAAGCAAAUAAUGUGCCAAUUUGAAGGAAGAGAGAAAACAGUGGUGUUGCUGAGCACAUAAAAGCCAAGAGUAGCAGUGACAAAUGUGUCUUGAAUUAACAGAAUAGUAAAUCAGUUCUUCAGCCAAGGCCAAUCUGUUUUUAAUAAUAAUAAUAACAAAAACACAACUGAAGAACUUCAACUCCUUGCCUUCCUGUUAAAACAUACAGCUCAUUAUAAGUGCACAGCUAACCUCUCUCAGAAGUUUUCAUCUCACCUGGUUCCUGCAAAAGGACACCGAGGAACAUGCUGUGGCAGUGUAAACCUUCAGACCUUUUGAGGUGGGUGAAAAGUCCUAGAGGAAGCCCUUUGUUACUCAGCAUAACUUGCUGUUGGACAGAUAGUUCAUCACUUUCAUUGUCAUUGCAUGCUGUUCUUAGUCAGCAACUACUAAAAUCCAGCUAGAAGAGCUUCAGGAUGGUAACAAGUCUUGUUUUCUCAUUACGGAACAAUGCUUUCAUUGCUAGAGUAAGAUCUCUUUCUUCUGGUGAAGCUUGCUUUGCAUCUGGAUUUUGGUUGGUUUGUAAACAAAGAAUAUCAUUUGCCCUAUUUCAAUCUGGGUCAUUUAU
Messenger RNA from Phasianus colchicus (ring-necked pheasant), 1697 nucleotides. It is a transcript of the gene MALSU1, whose product is annotated as mitochondrial assembly of ribosomal large subunit 1. The record is from RefSeq and is a predicted model, not a curated record. Lineage: Eukaryota; Metazoa; Chordata; Aves; Galliformes; Phasianidae. Gene Ontology annotation, molecular function: ribosomal large subunit binding. Gene Ontology annotation, biological process: negative regulation of ribosome biogenesis; negative regulation of translation. Gene Ontology annotation, cellular component: mitochondrion.